Molecule: messenger RNA, 9054 nt
Organism: Maniola jurtina (meadow brown)
Lineage: Eukaryota; Metazoa; Arthropoda; Insecta; Lepidoptera; Nymphalidae
Gene: Asap
Product: arfGAP with SH3 domain, ANK repeat and PH domain-containing protein
Exons: 17
Coding region: 260-3298 (1012 amino acids)
Biological process (GO): regulation of DNA-templated transcription; positive regulation of GTPase activity
Cellular component (GO): cytoplasm
Molecular function (GO): GTPase activator activity; sequence-specific DNA binding; protein binding
Source: RefSeq, a predicted model, not a curated record
GUCUUCAUUUGGGAAUAAAUGAUUUUCACUCAUUUCAUUCAAUUCAAUUAGUUUGUUCAUUCAUGAUUACGGAGAUGGAUGUGUUUAUUUGCUAACUUAGAUGCGAAAUUGUUUUUAUUUGCGCAGAAGUGAUUUGUGGUUAUUAACAAUAUGUGUUCACUUUAUAUCGCGUAUUUCGAUGAAUGUUUUUUAUAAAGUUUCUCGUUUUUAGCGUAUGUUCGGGAUUUUGUUCUAGUGCAGUUCAAAUAUUGUGUUAAUAAUGCCGGGUCUUAUUGGUAUCGGUGAAUUUAUUGACGAAACUCGAGAGGAUUACAGUUCGCCGACCACUUCUACUUUUGUUUCGCGUAUGCCACAAUGCCGGCAAACUAUCAACGCUUUGGAAGAGACCCUGGAUUUCGAUCGUGAUGGCCUAACAAAACUCAAGAAAGCGAUAAAAGCUAUCCACAAUUCCGGCAAUGCACACGUGGACAAUGAGAUGUACCUCUCCCGGGCGCUGGAGCGCCUUGGAGGGAACGCCCUCAGUAAAGACUCCGAGCCGGACAUUGGCGCUGCUUUCUUCAAGUUCGCAGUCGUCACCAAGGAGCUUUCUGCUCUGAUGAAGACGCUGAUGCAGAACGUAAACAACAUAGUAAUGUUUCCCGUGGACAGUCUUCUAAAGGGUGAUCUCAGAGGGGUCAAGGGCGAUUUGAAAAGGCCAUUCGACAAGGCUUCCAAAGACUACGAGUCCAAGUACCUGAAAAUAGAGAAGGAGAAAAAGUCACAGGCUAAGGAGGCCGGUCUUAUCCGGAGUGAGGUGACGCCAGCUGAAAUAGCUGACGAGAUGGAGAAGGAACGGAGGUUGUUUCAGUUGCAAAUGUGUGAGUACCUGAUAAAGUUCAACGAGAUAAAAACAAAGAAGGGCAUCGAACUGCUGCAGCACCUGGUGGAGUACUAUCACGCACAAACAAAUUAUUUUCAAGAUGGACUGAAGACGAUUGAGCACUUUGGCGUAUACGUCGCGGAUCUCAGUGUGCAGUUGCAGAAGAUAAGGCAGCAACAGGACGACGAACGACGGAGACUCUUAGAACUAAGGAAUAUGCUGAGGGCUGCUACACCACAGGAUAGAGAAGCCGCCGCAGCUGUGGGUGGCUAUUCCCUCCAUCAGUUGCAAGGCGACAAACAACACGGCGUAACACGAAGCGGGUACCUCCUGAAGAAAUCCGAAGGCAAAGUGCGGAGGGUAUGGCAAAAGAGGAGAUGUAGAGUCACGGCGGAAGGGUUCCUGGACAUCUUCCACGCUGAUGAAAACAAGACACCGGCAAGAGUGAACCUUCUUACGUGCCAGAUAAAAGUUGCCUCGGAAGAUAAACGGGCGUUUGAUCUAGUCUCAUAUAAUCGUACCUACCACUUUCAAGCGGAAGAUGAAAACGAACAGCGAGCAUGGGCGUCGGUACUCGUCAAUUGUAAGGAAGGAGCGUUGAUGAGGGCGUUUCACCAGCAGGCUGGGGAGAGCAACGAUAAUGGGCAUUCCUUGUUAGAUCUACAACGAGCUAUCAUACGUGCUGUGCGGUCGUUACCUGGGAACCAAGUGUGUGCAGAUUGCGGAUCCACAAAUGAUCCCACCUGGCUAUCGACGAACUUCGGCGUAAUCGUGUGUAUAGAAUGUUCUGGAAGUCACAGAGAACUAGGCGUUCACAUAUCAAGGAUACAGUCGUUAACGUUGGAUAGACUGAGCACCUCACAGCUUCUGAUUGCGAGGAACAUGGGGAAUCAAAUGUUUAAUGAGGUCAUGGAGAAUACGUUGGACGAUAGAGAUAAAUUGACACCAGAAAGUACUAUGGAAGAAAGGUUAAGGUUUAUCCGGGAAAAGUACGUGUACCGGGCGUGGGCGGCGCGGACAUGUCGGGACGCGGCCGAGAGACUUUCGGAAGUGGAGCACGCAGUCAACAAUGGCCACCUGCAGAACUUACUGCAAGCUUACGCUGAAGGGGCUGACCUAGGAUCCGUGCUACCCAGUUCGGAUUGCGGCGAAACGGCUCUCCACCUCGCCAUAUCCCGAGAAUUAGGCGACGGUUCUUGUCUUCACAUAGUCGAUUUUCUAGUCCAAAAUGGCGGUUCGCAACUACUAGACAAAGCCACGCUAUCUGGUAUGACCGCGCUGCACUUGUGCGCGGCGAUCGAUAGGACGGAGCCUAUGAAAUUGUUGCUGAAGGCAGGAGCCGAUUCUACGAUAAAGGACAACAAUGGAAGAACUGCGUUGCAGAUUGCGAGGCAGUUGGGGCACCAUGCGUGUCAAGAGUUGCUCGAAAGUGUAGACAAGCGGGAGAAGAGUAUUUAUGAAAACAUCAACAUAGACUGGAAUCUAGCCCACGAUGACGGCUCAACGGAUUUCUCUGACGACGAUACCGUUAUCGACGAAAGGCAAAACGGUAGCGUGACGCCAGAGAAGAAAUGUCCCAGAUCGCGGCCUCCAUCUUAUGCGGGUACGUGCGGUGCGGGGGGUGGUGGUGGUGGUGGGGAUUCCCCUGUGCUUCGCUCCAGGUCCUCGACUUGCGACUCCUUGCAUCACGCGCCGCCUACGCCGACCACGCUGCCGAGGAAACCCAACGUUUUUUCUUGCAUUAUUCUAGAUAACAUAGGGAGCCUGAAGAAACGUGCGGCGCCCCUACCUCCGGCUGUGGCGCUGUCACACCCCCCGCCGCACCCUCGCUCCACACCCUCACCUUCGGCUGACAGCACAAGAUCUAUUCAUGGUGGUGUGAGCGGAGCGGGCGCGAGCAAGCACCGGCCGCAGCAGCCGCCGCCCACGCCGCCGCCCGCGCCGCUGCACAACGGCGCGCACAGGGACGAGCCCACGCCGCCGCCUAGGAAAAAAAAAAAUAGAUUGCAACUGGAAAACGCUGUGAAGGGAAAACUGAAAAGGGAGUGUUCUAGUCAAGAUUCAUCACUGGAGCUAUGCGAUAUAUCGGAUGGCUUAGACGACAGUCGGUUGCAGUCGGCGUUGUCGUGCGACAGCUCACGGUCGCGGGAACGAUCGCGACGCUGCGACAGUCGCUCGCUUGACGUUUCCGAUACCUCCAGCGUGCACUCGCGAUCGCCUUCCACAUCUAUCACUAUGAUGGGCGGCGGCAUGCGGCGGUGUAGGGCGCUAUACGACUGCUCAGCGGACAACGAAGACGAGCUCUCGUUCCGCGAGGGGGAAAUCAUCGUCGUCAUCAACGAACGCACCGAAGACGACAACUGGAUGGAAGGCCAAGUCGAAGGCACCGGCCGACGCGGGAUGUUCCCCGUCUCUUUCGUACAUAUGCUGCCUGAUUAAUGGCAGAGAGAGAUGGCCAGGUCGAUGGUACCUCGUCUCUUUCGUGCAUAUACUAUCCGAUUAAUGGUAGAGUGAGAUUGCAAGGAUCAGGUUUAUGUAUGCCUUUUGUGAGCAAAGAUUUUAGCAUCGUGUUGAUUAUAUUACGUACGCGAAUGUAUUGUCAGAGUACUAGAAGAUUGAUGGCGGCGGUCUGGCAGCUUUAACAUCGCUGCAAAAUGCCAGGCUUCUAAAACCAGCAAUUGUAUCGUAGGGGUACAUGCCGCCGGUUUUGGUUUGUAAUAUCCAUAAAAAGUUUGAAUGUUCGGAAAUGCAACUGUCGGAAAGAUUGUCAUUCUACUUUAGUUUUGUUUUAACCAAAAUAAUAGAUGUGUGGAUGGUAUGUUUUUUCGAUUAAGUAGUUCUAUCAUGCUGGAAUGAAAUCGUCAUAGAUUGUAUAAGAAAAAGAGAAAAAUCAAUUUUGCAAUGAUUGCGCAUUACGACGGACCAGCCGCGCACGUGAAUUUUUAAUUCGAGUCUGUUAAAGAAAUCUGGUCGACAUGUCUCAUUGAACACGCGGUUGAUAAAACAUAGAAGAUUUUUUUUUGUCAAUAGUCAUUCGAAAAUAGAUGUCACAAACUCAUGAUUAGUUCGUACUGUGUCUUGCGACAGUACGACUGGCCGCUGCCAUGAUUGAACUGAAGACACAUACAGUAUAUAUGAACCGCUCACCACGGUAGAGUUUUCGCUAUGUCAACCAUAAUGGGGUGUAAAGAAUGCUUCUAUGUUUUAUCAUUCGCUGGUUAUUGCGGCUCGUAUCGUCUAAUCCAAUUUGCUAUAAUUGAUGUUGCCCUGUAGUAGGUGAUACGCCAUUUUAGGACCAGUCUUCUAGAUUGAUAAAAAAUAUUUUAAAUGUGAUAUAGUAAAGAUCUCACAAUAAUAUGCCUAUUCUUUGAAAUCAAAACUGAACAGCUUUGGUACGUAAUGUAAGGCCUAAAGCUUCAGCGUUCAUUUGAAGAGCUCAGAGCUUAUUUACUCUAGUGUUCUAUAUUCAAUGAAUCUUUACACAUCUGUUUUAACGUGCACAUUGUUAGGUUGUUAAAAUAUACAGAGUAUAAGAAGAACGUUAGCAAAAACAAAGACAGGUGAUAGUACGGAUGAUUACUGAUAAAGUACCACAAAAAAACGCAAAAAAAUAAUUAAAAUACUAUAUUUUUAAUUAAAAGUUCGCAAUGUAUUGAAAAUAAAACAUCUGACUUACGCCAGAGGUCAACGAACGCUGUGUAGUUAGGUGCCGCGGGGUCAACGUCGCGUCGUAUUUUCCUAGGCGGAGCAUUGACUCCGAGUUUUGCACGCCAUACAUUGCAGAUUUGGAAAAUACUAAAUCACUAAAACUACAAGUGCAAAUGGUUAUUGGUGUUGGAUUGUGAUUAGGUAGUAUAAUAAUAGCGCUAAGUUUUUACUAGCGUUCUAAUUACAUCCUGUAUAAUACGCUUGUCGGGUUAAACAGAGGUCGAUAAGGCUGAUCGCAUAUUUCAUGUGUCGAACGCGCUGUAUCGCAUUUUACAAUUCCUUCUAUAAAAUCCGCACUCAAAAUUCGAUGAAAAUGCAGCGAAUUUGGGGCAGAUGUGUGUUCAUGAUAUCUUACACGGAAUUAAAUAAAUCGUAAUGUGCGGCGCGGCCAGGUAUGCGAUCAUCUUAAUACAUCAUUGUGAUAUUUAUCAUCUGCACAAAACAUUGUUUUUAUACAAGAAUUUUAAUACUUCAUACAUUUUUAAAACGUGACAAUUUUUUGGAAAAUUUUGUCAUCUUUUUACAUAGUUGAUAUAAUCGAUUUAAAAAAUGUUUUAAACUUAUUAAAUAAUUUGAUUAAUUAUUAAGCGCUCACAAUAAUUGCUACAAAAUAGUUACGAGUUGUCAUAAAAUGCUUUAGUGUUAUGUAUUACGAAAUGGAAACACCAAUAUUGUAACUUAUGCCACUAGAUACUCCGUCCCGAAACGGAUUUUUACUUGAACUUUUUUAUUGUUUCCAUCAUAGUUCUGAAAGACCGAUUUUUAUCAAAUUUCAUGUAAACAGCAGAAUGAACUACGAAUUAAUUGCGAGCGGAAAUUAUUGAAACACUGAUAUGUACAUAUACAAAUACCCUGGAAGAGGUGUACCAUACAAAAUGAGAGCUUCACUAAGCUUCUUCUUCUUCUUCACUUGAUUGGUGGCUUAUUGUAUUGCUAACCUAGCACAAUGCACUUCGCCAAUGUCGAGUAGCUUGAGGGAGGCACGUAGGAGAUUGGUCGGUAAAAAUGUGCCAAUUUACUUUUCUGUAAUAGUUUAUAAAUGUAUUUGACCAGGAAUUAAAUUUGACAUAUUCUGUCAAAUGGUCCUCAUGCUGAUAGGUACUAUGUUGGCAGAUAUUGUCUCAUCACUAACAUUAGUUCCGAAAACACUCACAUUACAAACGACGCUUACUGCUGCUAUCAGCGCCAAAAUUGCGAAAAUCAAGUUGCUUCAAAAACCGAUCGGCAAUCGUAGUCCAGCGUAUUUGUAUAAGUAGACGUCAGUGGAUUAAAAGAAUUUAAAAGAUACAGUUACUUGAGAAAAAAAGAGUUUUCUAUUUUGCGUAUAUUUUAUUUUAAUUUAUACCGCAUCUGGCCUAUGGGUGUAAGACCGCACAAAAAGUGUAAGGCGGUUUAAAUCUUGUGUUAGCGGUUUUAAUAAGUUUACCGCAACCUAUUUUGCGGUUAUUAGGUACAAAGGCUCGCAAUAGAAAUUCAUUGUGCGUCCUAACACAAAAAUGAGAAUGUUAUUUGAAUUAGUACAACAGAAUACUGCUCAAAUGCAAAAGCAAUAGUCAUAGAAAUUCAGAAUGUAUCCGUCUAUAGCUACGGUCUAUAGACAUAUGCGAUUGCAUGUGAAUGUUUGUGUAAGGAGUUUGUUGUUAAGUGUAUACCGACGGGCUGCAUUUGGUCCACAAGCCAACUGCAAACUUGCAAUUCUAAUGUGGUUCUAUUGCAGUUGAUAUAAUGUCAUUGAUAGGCCCACACCGCGUAACUGCCUCACUUUGGAUGUUCGGCGGCUAACCUAACUAUUGGGGUUAUUUAUACGGGCGACCUAUUUUGUAACUAUGUCACUACAAAAAAGUGGACGACAGUUAAUCGUGCCGUCCUGAAUGUACAAGCCAUGACAAUUUAAACUGCUCGACUGUCUGUCGUCACAAUAGACUGGGAAUGUGGCUCCAGCUACACGUUCCGUCUUACCUGAGAGCUUACCUGCACAAGCUAGUUUGUGCAGAUAAGUGCGUGUGUGUAGACGGCAAGACGGUAUCUGCGCAGUUCCAAAAGCUGCUAAAGAUUGGACUGCGCAGUUCUCGGUCUUACCUGCACAGUUAAAACUGCACAGGAGCGUGUAGCCGGAGCUUAAGACUUGCAAUAAGAACUUUACGCAGAUUGGCGCAGUUUAUAGUCAACUGCAGUAGAACCGUAUCCAAACUGUAAUUUGCAGUUGGCUUGCACUCCAAAUGCAGUUCCGUCUCUAUAGUAUAUACAUUAAGUCUAACGACAUCGUAAUUCGUAUUGUACAGCUCAGAUAGUGAUUUGCCAAAAAUUAAAAUAAAUGUGAUCUUUGUAGUUGGAGUAAUAUUUUUCAGCGACAAACUAUUUGACCAGUGAACGUUUGUUGUGUAGUUGUUCUCGUAGUUAUGUCUUAGAUUGUUGCCUAGAGGAGAUUGCGCUUUCUGUAUGGAUACUACAUGCUUCACGACCCGACAAUUCUAUUAAGUUACUUUUUAUGUUAAAAUUUUGAGGAAAAGUUCAUUGAAACAACAUAGCGGUACGCAUAUUGUUUAUUGUGUAUAACUACCUGUUUUUUUUUUUCUUGAAAUAAGUACCUCAAAAGUCUUAAGUCUAUCUUUAAACCCUUCUUUAAACUGUAUUCCUUUUAUUUUUAAAUAAUUUUUAAUAGCUAUACAUUUCUUUUUGUUUAAAAUGCUUCAAUAAAAAAAAAGUUCCAUGGUGCUGAUUCGGGUUUACACAAUUUCUAAAGCAAAUUGACAGGUCUAUUAAGCGUGGCAUUCUUAUAUUCCCUCUGGAAAAGAAAAGCGCUACUGUUUGACCGGUCAUUUUAGUGAUUUUCUAAAAUUGAAUGUGAAACUGCACAAAAUAGGUAACAAAAUUGUUGUGUGGUCUGUAGUAUCGAUCAGAGCAUGUAUUAUCUUGUUAUAAAUGUUAAAUUUUAUCACUUACACGAUACAUAACUUUUAUGGCGAUAUUAGUUUACGUAAAUUUUCUCAUAUUAUACAAUCUACAAAUGCUAUUAUCUUUGAAAAAUACUGAUAUCUAAGGGACCAGACGGUAGAAAAUUUUAAAUUUAUCAAUUCAUAUUUUACAUUUAUCCAAUCGAAGUUAGUUAUAUAUUUAAUUCAUGCUUGGAUAUUUUGUGGUUGGACUCAGAGCAUUGAAAUGCAUUACUGCGAUUAGUUAAAUUAUAAAUAUGAAUUGAUAAAUUUAAAAUCCUCUGCCAAUUUGUGCUAUCCCUUAUAUUCACUUAAAGAUGUUAAUAAUAUGAUAUUGUGAUACAAGUUUUUACGUACCACACAUUCCCUUGUAAUUAUUUUAGUUAAUGGUGCUCAUUUGGUUUUACACAAUCUUUAAACUACAAUGAUGGGUCUAAACGUAUUAAGUACUGCUAUCUUUUUCACAACAUUCUCUGCGAAAAAGGAUAGCAUGAUAUUUAGGGUGAGAUUUAUAGAGCAGCGCACUUUGACUUUGCUCAGACUUAAGAUUGAGUUAAAACGAGACAGAUUUAUGUGAGAGAUAUACAUCUUUCUCGUUUUAACUCUGUCUUAAGUCUAAGCAAAUUCAGAGUGCGCUCUAUAGAUUUCACCCUUAGACCAGUCAUUUUAUUUUAGUUGAGAGAUUGUGUACAACCGACUUAGUACCAUUGUGUGUAUAAUAAGUUCAGUAAUCCUAUUAUAUUCAUAGUGUUGUAAGUGAUUCAUACAUUGUAAAGUUACCUUCAUUAACGCGCGUUGCCAUAACCUAGUACAUAAAAGAGUAAGACGUAUUUACGCCAAUUAUUAUUAUUAUCUAUUAUUUAAUAAUAAUCUUUUACACAGCUCAAGCUUUCAUCCCCUUUACAUUUUAAAACGAAACACUUAUCAAUUGUAACUAAAAACCUAGGUAUUAUAAUUUUUAUUACAAAGUAAAAAAUCAUGUACAUAGAUUCCUGAUAAGAUUUAUAUAUAGCUAUUAUCCUAAUUUAUUUUUACAAAAACAUCCUUUUUUACAUUAUAAAAAGGACGUCGUGUCUUUUGUGAUAAAGUCUCGAUGUAUUAUUUGAAAGAAUAAUUUAUUUAAUGGUAGGUACCUAUGUUUAAAACAAUUAUUUGUGAUGCCAUUUAAACUUGACUUACAUGAUUUAUUGUGGAUUGCGUUCUUAUAAACUAGACUUAUUCCAAUGCAAUAGAAACUAUUUAAUGGCUCACUUAAUAAAACACUUAUAAAGAAUGCUGUGAUUAAAAUGCUAAUACUUGCAUACUGCAAUUUAACAAGAAGAAAUGAGAUUUAGCUUAGGGAAUGCAUUCCACAAUUAUUUAUGAAAGUCAGUUUAAUUAAUAUUACUUAUUAAAGAAGUUAUGUAACCAAAUGAUGCUAUAGUGCGUAAGAUGUUUUAUUAUGUAAUGUAGUUUAUUAUAAUUAUGGAGUUGUAGUUGAGAUAGUUUUUUCUAUUGUGUAUUAUCUAAAUGAAAAUCUGUAUGAAUUUAUCAAUACAUCAUUUCGAUGUCAUA